GAAUUGUUCAAGUUGUUUGUGGUUCCUCGUGAUCUUUAUCCGGAAUAUCCGAAUAUGGCGAUCGCGCUGCGCUUUCCACUGCUCACCUUGACCAUUGUUGUCGCGGUGCUUCUUGUCUCGGCUCAUGCCCAGCAACUCCUGGACAUCAAGAAAAUCCCCAAACGAAUCAACGCGGACAUGUGUCAAUGCGCGCUGAGCGUGAAAACGGACGAGCGGGAGGCGCGACACAAAGCCGCUCAGAAAUUUUGCGAAGCUCAAAUCGGAAUCUCGAUCCCGGACUUUGAAACUGAAGUUCAAGUUGAAGUUCGGAAGCCGUUGCCCCGAGGUUUGGCUCAGUGGACCCGGAAACAAGUGGAAACCGAAGGAGUCGACUACAAGUGCCUCAACCAACUUCGGGAAUUUUACUUCUUCCAAAAGAAAUUGUCAACGUUUUUUGACACUCUUGAAAAGACUGUGAAAGACGACUACGCUCGCUGUUUCGGCAUCCAGAUGAAAUGGCUCAACCCAACAACUGGGGACUUGGACAAGGUCGUCAUUCGCCAAGAAAUCGCAGGGUCCGAGCUUCUGAACCCGAAACUCCGUCAGUCCUUGGAACUUCUUUCUCUCACGUGUCGAGGGAAGACAAUCGAUGACUUGGAGUCAUAUAUCAGAUGCGCAACAAAGCCCUGUGCUGACCCUGAAUUCUUCGAAUUGAUCGGCAAGAAACCGACCGAAUCGGGUCCCUGAAGGGAAUAAUUAAUGGUUCAGCUUUUGGGAAGAAGAAAAAAAAAAGGUGUCGACGAGAAGCAUCGCAACAAGGCAUGGCAUUCAAGCAAAGCAUCAACGACUUGUCAAAUAAAAAUUCAAAAAAAAUUGCUAUCCUUUGUACAGCUGUGAAGAGUCAAAAUUUGGUAACGACCUCACCGGAAUUCACUGGAGAGAAAAUGAAAGGAACAAGUCUUUUUUUUUUUGAAUAUCGAAA
Messenger RNA from Notodromas monacha, 961 nucleotides. The record is from the annotation of a GenBank genome assembly. Lineage: Eukaryota; Metazoa; Arthropoda; Ostracoda; Podocopida; Cyprididae.